Molecule: messenger RNA, 459 nt
Organism: Striga hermonthica
Lineage: Eukaryota; Viridiplantae; Streptophyta; Magnoliopsida; Lamiales; Orobanchaceae
Source: the annotation of a GenBank genome assembly
AUGGCGGGGCACGACAACCCUCAACCAACACUCGAGAUCAAGAAGCUCAGAUUCACCUACCCUGGAAUCGACGGCCAUCCACCGCCGGGUUCCACUCCUUUGAUCGACGAUUUGUCCCUCACACUCUUCCCGGGCGAUCGCUGCCUCCUUGUGGGUUCCAAUGGCGCCGGUAAAACAACAAUUUUGAAAAUAAUUGGGGGAAAGCACAUGGUUGAGCAAGAUAUGAUGGACGUUUCUGCUGAGAAAAUGAUAUUUGGAGUAGCAGGUAUCAAUCCUCAAAGGCGAGAUGAACUAAUCAAGGUUUUAGGCAUUGACCUCUCCUGGAGAAUGCAUAAAGUAUCUGAUGGCCAAAGAAGACGAGUCCAAAUCUGUAUGGGUCUUCUAAAGCCAUUCAAGGUCCUCCUGCUUGACAAGAUCACUGUUAACUUAGAUGUGCUCGCCAGAGCAGACCUCCUAUAG